AUGUCUAAACUACAUCGGUUAAGUGUGUUUAUCACCGAGCAGUUAUCAGCAGUGGCGGUUGAGAUAUUUGUUGUGGUGGAAAAGACGAUAGCAGAGGUUCAGGGAGAGAACGACCGUCUACGGGGGCUUCUUCUAGAUCAUUUAGGAGCAGGUUUGUAUUGUUUUUAUUCGGCUAGUUCUCUAUUAAGCUUGCUUUUCCGUCAUCAUGUUAGUUAGGUAGUUAAUGCUAACAGCCAUGCAGUGAAUCAGCCUAGGCAGCCGCCAGUGGGCGCCUAUUGAAGAUAGUAUCACAGACAGAAGGGGUAACCCAAAUCACAUGGGCUAUUAAAGCUGAAGCAUCCGGGGUAUUGGGAGAGGAUGGUACUACACUACAUGACCAAAAAUAUGUGGACACCUGCUCGUCGAACAUCUCAUUCCAAAAUCAUGGGCAUUAAUAUGGAGUUGGUCCCCCCCUUUGCUGCUAUAACAGCCUCCACUCUUCUGGGAAGGCUUUCCACUAGAUGUUGGAACAUUGCUGCGGGGACUUGAGGUCGGGCAUUGAUGUUGGGCAAUUACGCCUGGCUCGCAGUCGGCGUUCCAAUUCAUCCCAAAGGUGUUCGAUGGGGUUGAGGUCAGGGCUCUGUGCAGGCCAGUCAAGUUCUUCCACACCGAUCUCAACAAACAAUUUCUGUAUGGACCUCGCUUUGUGCACAGCGGCAUUGUCAUGCUGAAACAGUAAAGGGCCUUCCCCAAACUGCUGCCACAAAGUUGGAAGCACAGAAUCUUCUAGAAUGUCAUUGUAUGCUGUAGCGUUAAGAUUUCCCUUCACUGGAACUAAGUGGCCUAGCCCAAACCAUGAAAAACAGCCCCAGACCAUUAUUCCUCCUCCACCAAACUUUACAGUUGGCACUAUGCAUUUGGGCAGAUAGCGUUCUCCUGGCAUCCGUCGGACUGCCAGAUGGUGAAGCGUGAUUCAUCACGCCAGAGAACCUGUUUCCACUGCUCCAGAGUCCAAUGGCGGCGAGCUUUACCCUACUCCAGCUGACGCUUGGCAUUGCGCAUGGUGAUCUUAAGCUUGUGUGCGGCUGCUCGGCCACAUAAACCCAUUUCAUGCUCCCGACGAACAUUUAUUGUGCCAAUGUUUCUUCCAGAGGCAGUUUUUUACUCACUUCAGCACUCGGUGGUCCCGUUCUGUGAGCUUGUGUGGCCUACCACUUAGAGGCUGAGCCGUUGUUGCUCCUGGACGUUUCCACUUCACAAUAACAGCACUUACAGUUGACCAGGGCAGCUCUAGCAGGGCAGAAAUUAGACUGACUUGUUGGAAAGGUGGCAUCCUAUAACGGUGCCACGUUGAAAGUCACUGAGCUCUUCAGGAAGGCCAUUCUACUGCCAAUGUUUGUCUAUGGAGAUUGCAUGGUUGUGUGCUCGAUUUUAUACACCUGUCAGCAACGGGUGUGGCUGAAAUAGCCGAAUCCACUAAUUUGAAGGGGUUGUCUACAUAUUUAUGUAUAUAAAGUGUAUUUUAAGAUGAAUGCACUAGUUGUAAGUCGCUCUGGAUAAGAGUGUCUGCCAAAUGACUAAAAUGUUAAUGUACAAAAAUGUUAAAUGAUACUUGUGUAUGACAUGCCUAGAUUGAGUGAAGUAAACGGUUGUGUUCCCCUGCUCAGACGUUGCAUGCGUCAACUAAUGUUUGCGUUCCACAUCGGACUGUGCCAUCGAGCACCAGAUUGCUAAAUGAUACUUAUGUCAUGCAAUAAAAUGCACAUUAAUUACUUAAAAAUCAUACAAUGUGAUUUUCUGGAUUUUUGUUUUAGAUUCCGUCUCUCACAGUUGAAGUGUACCUAUGAUAAAAAUUACAGACCUCUACAUGCUUUGUAAGUAGGAAAACCUGCAAAAUCGGCAGUGUAUCAAAUACUUGUUCUCGCCACUGUAUAUAGUGUAGGUGAAACUGGGCCGACAAUCUGCUAAUUGUCUCAUUGAUGAAACAUCUAAUCAAAAAAACAAAUAAUGUUCUCAAAACUAGAAUUUGUUUUCGAACACAGUGCACUACGUUUUAUAGACUUGACGCUUUGCCAAAGUUUUAAAAAAUGGUGUUGUUUAGGAGUGCAAUGUCGAAUUGAGUUUGUGCACAUUCGCACUUCACCAAGGAGGCGUUCCCUAACGGAAAUGUGCACAUUUUACAUUACAUUUACAUUUUAGUCAUUUAGCAGACGCUCUUAUCCAGAGCGACUUACAGUUGGUGAAUACAUAUUUUUUUUUAUUUUUUUUUAUACUGGUCCCCCGUGGAAUCGAACCCACAACCCUGGCGUUGCAAACGCCAUGCUCUAUCAACUGAGCUACAUCCCUGCCGGCCAUUCCCUCCCCUACCCUGGACAACGCUAGGCCAAUUGUGCGCCGCCCAUGAGUCUCCCGGUCGCGGCCGGCUGCGACAGAGCCUGGAUUCGAACCAGGAUCUCUAGUGGCACAGCUAGCACUGCCUUAGACCACUGCGCCACUCAGGAACCCAAAUACAUGCUGCAAAACGCCAAUUAGAUAUCGCUAGCUCGUGCUUGGCUCUGCCCACCACCUUACUUGUUCAGCCCACUAUGCUUUAUUUGUAAGCAACACUGAUUAACUAUCUUGGGUUAGUGUUAAAUAUCUUUGCUAGUAUCUUCUGACUGGGGACGUGUUUUUUAAAGAGCCCCGAUGCUUGUUCGGAAUGGUAAAACGCAUCGCUUCCGGUUACGGUUUUGGAAACAUAAGGAACGUAUCAUAUUAUCGAGAAAUAAUAAUAAAUAAAGGACAGUUACAACACCUGUUAUGGGUUUAAUUUUGAGUUUUCCCACACGGCCAUAUCUCCAUGUUGAAGACAGACACGACCACCUGUGCUAAUUGGCUAUCUAGCAUGCUCGAACACCUGUGCUAAUUGGCUAUCUAGCAUGCUCGACCACCUGUGCUAAUUGGCUAUCUAGCAUGCUCGACCACCUGUGCUAAUUGGCUAUCUAGCAUGCUCGACCACCUGUGCUAAUUGGCUAUCUAGCAUGCUCGACCACCUGUGCUAAUUGGCUAUCUAGCAUGCUCGAACACCUGUGCUAAUUGGCUAUCUAGCAUGCUCGAACACCUGCUAAUUGGCUAUCUAGCAUGCUCGAACACCUGUGCUAAUUGGCUAUCUAGCAUGCUCGAACACCUGUGCUAAUUGGCUAUCUAGCAUGCUCGAACACCUGUGCUAAUUGGCUAUCUAGCAUGCUCGAACACCUGUGCUAAUUGGCUAUCUAGCAUGCUCGAACACCUGUGCUAAUUGGCUAUCUAGCAUGCUCGAACACCUGUGCUAAUUGGCUAUCUAGCAUGCUCGACCACCUGUGCUAAUUGGCUAUCUAGCAUGCUCGACCACCUGUGCUAAUUGGCUAUCUAGCAUGCUCGAACACCUGUGCUAAUUGGCUAUCUAGCAUGCUCGAACACCUGUGCUAAUUGGCUAUCUAGCAUGCUCGAACACCUGUGCUAAUUGGCUAUCUAGCAUGCUCGAACACCUGUGCUAAUUGGCUAUCUAGCAUGCUCGAACACCUGUGCUAAUUGGCUAUCUAGCAUGCUCGAACACCUGUGCUAAUUGGCUAUCUAGCAUGCUCGAACACCUGUGCUAAUUGGCUAUCUAGCAUGCUCGACCACCUGUGCUAAUUGGCUAUCUAGCAUGCUCGAACACCUGUGCUAAUUGGCUAUCUAGCAUGCUCGAACACCUGUGCUAAUUGGCUAUCUAGCAUGCUCGAACACCUGUGCUAAUUGGCUAUCUAGCAUGCUCGAACACCUGUGCUAAUUGGCUAUCUAGCAUGCUCGAACACCUGUGCUAAUUGGCUAUCUAGCAUGCUCGACCACCUGUGUGUAAUGUUAAGCUUAACUGGGGAGGAAGUGUAGUUCGUUGGCUGGAGUCACACAGUGUAUGAAUCUGUGCAAACCUGCUACAGUAAUUCUUUUUUUUUUUUUUGAAUGGUUAUUUUUUGCUGAUUUAUAAAAGAUAAGGGCCAUAUGUUUUGACAAUAGUAACAUAACCGUUGAUUAUUUACAUUUCUAAACGUUAAAACACAGUGUUGGGAUUGUAGUUGACAUGGACCCCAAGCGUGGGGCGAAGAUCACCGCUGAAAACUUUAGGAGAGAAGGCAGGCUAGGGUUUCCAAGCACUAGCAAUGAGGGUGCAUUCACACUGAGCCACGUUGAAAGACGGGGACAGGAAAGAGAACUUUGUGGGGAUAGAGGGGGGGGAGUAGCUACAGAGUUGUUCCCGGGAUAUGUGACGCUCCAUAACCGUUACAGAUUUGGUCACGGGAUAUGUGACGCUCCAUAACCGUUACAGAGUUGGUCACGGGAUAUGUGACGCUCCAUAACCGUUACAGAGUUGGUCACGGGAUAUGUGACGCUCCAUAACCGUUACAGAGUUGGUCACGGGAUAUGUGACGCUCCAUAACCGUUACAGAUUUGGUAACGGAAAGAAGGAAACAAAUCUAUUGUUGGCGAUACACUUUUUACCGAAUCGAGAACUUAGAAAGGUAUCUCCAAAAAACGGUUAAUAUUCAGAAAUAUAUUAAAUCCACGUGUUGUAUCGAGUGAGAUGCAUCUUUCAUGUGUGUAGAUCUUUUGUUUUGGUCGCACUCUGUAACCAUCUGUAACUGGACACAGACAUUUAUAAGAUACACUUUUUACUGAAUAGAGAAGGAAAAAAGUAUCCACAAGAACCGGUUAGUUGAAAAAUUCCUUGCAAGGCUUUCCAUUACCCAAUCUGUAACGGGUAUGGAGCAGCACAUGUCCCGUUAACAACUCUGUGGGUAGGGAGGGAGUUGAUCGUGUGAUGGCAUAAUGGCUAUUAAAGAUGUAGCUAGCAAAACUAGUCAGUAGGUGCAAUCAACAAGGCUUCCAUUUGCGGCCAACAUGUUCCCUAGUAAGAGUUUCCUGUUGGUUUUAAUGAACAUUCCAAACUGUCGUGGUGACGCCGCAAAAUGGCUCCUGUGUCUUUAUAGCAGCAAUAUUCAAACUGGAAAUUACUUUGGUAUUCCUACCUAUUUCCUCUCCUCUCUCUCCAGACCCCAAUCAGCUAACUCUACCUGAAGACGAGGUUCCCCCUAAGCAGCAGGAGUGGAGCCCCAGGCCGGGGCAGGAGGACCCAGAGCCCACACAGAUUACAGAGGAACAGGAGGAACUCAGGACCAGUCAGGAGGAAGAGAAGCUUCAAAGACUUAGGUCUGCUACCACAGAGGUUGUACAGUUUAUAUUUAUUCCUCCCUGUGUGGAAAGUGACUGUGACCAGGACAGCAAGACAGACUCUCUACCCACCAACACAACUGAACAGACCCAAUCAGCAUCGGAUGACGAGGACUACAGAGUAUCAGAACUAACCAGUCACUCUCAACCCCUCUCUGCAGUAAAUCCAAACAGUUCUGCAGCUCUGAGUGAAAUCAUUGUAAGUAUUGAUGAAGACGAGAGUGAAGAACUACCGUCAGGUUCAAAGAGAACACUGGGAAAGAAAGGACAAACCUCUCAAGUCUGCACUGAGGCCAAGACAACCAGUGAGCCGAAAGCACCAUUAAAGUCUCACGCAAGCAGGGGACCAUACAAGUGUCCUGUGUGCAGUAAACUCUUUAAGGCACCAAGCAGUUUAAAA
Molecule: messenger RNA, 5602 nt
Organism: Coregonus sp. 'balchen'
Lineage: Eukaryota; Metazoa; Chordata; Actinopteri; Salmoniformes; Salmonidae
Source: the annotation of a GenBank genome assembly